This is a messenger RNA of Myodes glareolus (Bank vole), 1937 nucleotides long. Lineage: Eukaryota; Metazoa; Chordata; Mammalia; Rodentia; Cricetidae. The record is from RefSeq and is a predicted model, not a curated record.
CCAGUCUAGGAAUCGCUCCAGGCGGUGUAGACUUGCCCGGUUGGAGCCCGGACCUCGGUUCCGGCCCUUGCCCAGAGGAGGCCCGAUGAGUCUGAACCCGGAAAGGGUGGAGCCUCUGAGCUCAGACCCGGAAGGGACAGAGACGCUUCCGAGCCUAAACUAGGAAACCGGGUUCCUGGGAUCUUAGGCCGGAUCGUCCACCAAGUGUAUUUCAGUCUAGCGGAGACUGUGCUGCUGGGGCGGGACUGGGAACCUAAUGUAGCCGGGGCGGGGUUCCACCGCGAUCGCCAGGCUAGCGGGAGGCGGAGCGGCGGGGAGCGCUGUGGCCCGGAUGUUCGGGUGCUGCGUUCGGACCGGCUGAUCCCCGGGCUUCUCUGGAGAACCUAGUGUGGCCAAUGGCUGUCGAUAUUCAACCAGCAUGCCUUGGACUCUAUUGUGGGAAGACCCUAUUAUUUAAAAACGGCUCCAGUGAAAUCUAUGGAGAAUGUGGGGUGUGCCCAAGAGGACAGAGGACCAAUGCACAGAAAUACUGUCAGCCUUGCACAGAGUCCCCCGAACUUUAUGACUGGCUCUAUCUUGGAUUUAUGGCGAUGCUUCCUCUUGUUCUACAUUGGUUCUUCAUUGAAUGGUACUCGGGGAAAAAGAGCUCCAGCGCUCUUUUCCAGCACAUCACUGCACUGUUUGAGUGCAGUAUGGCGGCCAUCAUCACCUUGCUCGUGAGUGAUCCGGUGGGCGUCCUUUACAUCCGUUCCUGCCGAGUACUGAUGCUGUCUGAUUGGUACACGAUGCUCUACAACCCGAGUCCAGAUUACGUGACCACAGUGCACUGCACCCAUGAAGCGGUCUACCCGCUGUACACCAUCGUGUUUGUUUAUUACGCAUUCUGCUUGAUGCUGAUGAUGCUUCUCCGGCCCCUGCUGGUGAAGAAGAUCGCCUGUGGACUAGGGAAGUCGGAGCGGUUCAAAAGCAUUUACGCCGCUCUGUACUUCUUUCCCAUUCUGACUGUGCUGCAGGCCGUGGGCGGAGGCCUCUUAUAUUAUGCCUUCCCGUACAUUAUAUUAGUGCUGUCUUUGGUUACUCUGGCUGUGUACAUGUCGGCUUCUGAAAUAGAGAACUGCUAUGAUCUCCUGGUCAGGAAGAAAAGACUCAUUGUUCUCUUCAGCCACUGGCUGCUGCACGCCUACGGGAUUGUCUCCAUCUCCAGAGCGGACAGGCUGGAACACGACCUACCGCUUUUGGCUUUGGUACCAACACCAGCCCUGUUUUACCUGUUCACCGCAAAAUUUACCGAACCAUCGCGGAUACUUUCAGAAGGGGCCAAUGGACACUGAAUAUGUAAUGCCAACAAACAAACAAAACAAACAAACAAAACCCCUAAAAAGUAUUCUUAAUAAAAAAAAUGUAAAGAAGAAAUGAAAAUGUAUUAAUCACAUUCUGUCCUACAUGGGAGCAAGAUUAUCUGGACAUCUUAAUGCUUGUUUUUUAUCCUUUGAUUUAAUGGACCUUGUGAUUAGACUCGGAAGUUGCACAGCAUCAUGGUACUGUGCUAUAUGUAUGUUAUCUGUCACACUGGAAGCCCGGAUAGCCAUGUUUCUGUGCACCUGUGGUAUUGAGUGUCUCCCAGCAUCAAGUAUACUCGGAAGUCCUUUGCUAUGGCGUCCUUACUCCUGCCUGUGAGCUCGGCCUUCGGCUUUCUCCGCUAAGGGAUCACAAAGGCAGGCGCACCCGUGGAGAGCGAGGGCAGCUACAGAAGCAAAGCGUGUUUUUUGUCAAUGUCUAUUUAUUUUCACCAGUACAGUAUUUUAGUAAUAUUGCAAAAAUAAAGCAUAAUUUAUAUAAUGAGCUUUCUGUUCAUAGAGAGGCAAUUUGGUUGUGGACGUGUUCAAAUUAUUGUUCCUGUAAAGAAGAAAACAAUAAAGAGUUUAUCUGUAAAAUAA